This is a messenger RNA of Leptopilina heterotoma, 1739 nucleotides long. It is a transcript of the gene Kyat, whose product is annotated as kynurenine aminotransferase. Gene Ontology annotation, cellular component: cytoplasm; mitochondrion. Gene Ontology annotation, molecular function: L-kynurenine:2-oxoglutarate transaminase activity; pyridoxal phosphate binding. Bases 225 to 1583 code for a protein of 452 amino acids. Gene Ontology annotation, biological process: biosynthetic process. The transcript is spliced from 8 exons. The record is from RefSeq and is a predicted model, not a curated record. Lineage: Eukaryota; Metazoa; Arthropoda; Insecta; Hymenoptera; Figitidae.
CAAAGCUUUCAACAUUUCAGUACAUAUUUUCUAAUUGUUUUCAAGUCCUACUCUCAUUUCUAAAUUAGUCAUUGGACUAUUCAGGUAACUUUCGAUAAUUUUAAAAAGUUAUAGUGAAUUAAUUUUUUGUUUUCUUAAAACUCAAGAGUUUGUUAUUAAACUCCUAGAACGUUAUAUUUUUCGCGCCACUAAACAUAAUUAAUUAAAUAUUCGCCUGGAAUUAUAUGUUAAGCAGAUUUUCUCUCUUGAGGUCAUCAUCAACAAGUGUCUGUUCAUUAUUUCUUCCUUCAAUUGAGAAAACAAUUAAUUAUUCAACAAUGGCUACUAAAUUUGAUUUACCUGAACGUUACAAGGGAAACGAUAAAUCUGUUUGGGUGGAAUACAUUCAAUUGGCUUUGCAAUAUAAACCAUUGAAUCUUGGUCAAGGUUUUCCCGAUUUUUAUGCUCCUGAAAAUGUGACAAAAGCUUUAGCAGCCGUAACAACGGGAGAUAAUCCUCUAUUAAAUCAAUACACUAGAGGAUUUGGCCAUCCACGUUUGGUCAAUGCGGUUGCGAAAUUGUAUUCGAAAAUUUUAAAACGUGAUUUGAAUCCAAAUAAUGAAAUUCUAAUCACGUCUGGUGCCUAUGAGGCAUUGUACGCAACAAUCGUGGGACAUACAAAUCCUGGAGACGAAUGGAUAAUUAUCGAACCCUUUUUUGAUUGUUACGUUCCAAUGGUGCGAACAUCGGGUGGUGUUCCCCGUUUCAUAGCCCUUCAACCAAAUAAAACGAGUGGAACAAUUAGUUCGUCAGAUUGGGUAUUCGAUAGAAAAGAAAUGGAAAGUCUUUUUAAUGAGAAAACGAAAGGAAUUAUAAUUAACACACCUCACAAUCCAGUCGGAAAAGUUUUUACACUCGAUGAAUUGCAAUUUAUCGCUGAUUUAGCAAAAAAAUGGAAUACUCUCGUUAUUUCGGACGAAGUUUAUGAAUGGAUUGUUUAUGAACCCUAUCAGCAUAUUCGCAUUGCGACUUUACCGGGAAUGUACGAGCGUACAAUUACAAUUGGCUCUGCAGGAAAAACCUUCAGUGUAACUGGAUGGAAAAUUGGAUGGGCUUACGGUCCAGCAAAUUUACUCCGUAAUUUACAAAUUGUUCAUCAAAAUUCCAUUUACACUUGCACAACUCCUAUUCAAGAAGCUGUGGCAAUUGGAUUUGAGGAAGAAAUCGCACGAUUUGGCCAAGACGAUUGUUAUUUUGUGAGUCUUGCCAAAGAAUUAUUACCAAAACGUGAUUACAUGGCGAAAUUUCUCACUGAAGUUGGAAUGUCACCAACAAUACCAGAGGGCGGUUAUUUUAUGGUUGCUAAUUGGUCGGCAUUGGAAAAUAAAGUUCGACUCGACGAGGAACAAGAUGCAAAUAGAGAUUAUCGUUUCACUAAAUGGAUGAUAAAAAAUGUCGGAGUCCAAGGAAUCCCUCCAUCGGCUUUUUACGGCGAUGAGCACAAACAUUUAGGAGAAGACUGCGUCAGAUAUUGUUUUAUUAAGAAAGAUGAAAACUUGAAGAAAGCAGCCGAACUUUUACUGAAAUGGAAGUCUGAACAAUAAGACUGUUCCGAAAAAAAUAAAAAUUGUAAUAUAUAAAUAAUUAAAUCAAUGGCAUUUACGUUUUGUACAAAAAUUGUUAAAAAUUUUACAAUCCGAAACGAUAAGUAUUGGAAGAUUUUAUAUAUAUUUUUAAAUAAAUAGCAAUAAGUGUUAAAA